Anthonomus grandis grandis is the source of this 928-nucleotide messenger RNA. RefSeq names its product probable 39S ribosomal protein L49, mitochondrial (gene mRpL49). Lineage: Eukaryota; Metazoa; Arthropoda; Insecta; Coleoptera; Curculionidae. Bases 360 to 875 code for a protein of 171 amino acids. Gene Ontology annotation, cellular component: mitochondrial large ribosomal subunit; ribosome. The record is from RefSeq and is a predicted model, not a curated record. Gene Ontology annotation, molecular function: structural constituent of ribosome. The transcript has 3 exons. Gene Ontology annotation, biological process: translation.
UAAAAUAGAAUUAACCCGGUCGCUUCUAACUAAAAUAAGAAAAAUGUUUAUGAUUUCGUAUAUCAAAAAGACGAAAAAAAGUUAAUUCAAUAUGUACGAUACUUCCAAAUCUAGUAGUGCUUUAGAACUAAUCCCAAAUUUCAAAAAGCCACGGUGCUUUCUUAUUGUCCAAUACCAAAAAACAGAAAUUUAAUGGUGUAUACUUUUUUGACAUUGACAGUAAAAUUGUGAACCCAAACUAACCUCAAAUUCUGAUGAAAAAAACUUGAACCCUUUUUUUAUUAAUUAAUUUAUCUAUUUUGCUAAGACCCUCAAAUCGAGUAAAAAACUGUUGAUUAUUAUUUAUUCUACCACACACCAUGUCUCUCACCAGCAAAAUUUUACCAUUAACUUGCCGAGUAAUACCAAUGCUAACCCAAACACGCUGGUCCAGCUUUAAAUCCUCACGUUUCUUAGAAGAUUUGAGCAACACAAGUAGGCAAUAUGAAGUAACAAAAGAUCCAGUUGACUGGGAGUAUGUUCAUCGAGUGUUGCCACAACUUACUAUUCCAGAACCUUUAAAAAAAGAUGUUUACCCGUCAGGUUGGAAACCACAGGCAGAGAACCUUGAAAAUCGCCCAUACUUUGUUGCCCGAACAAGAAAUCAUAUGAUUCCUUGUUAUUUGAAGAUAUCCAAUUUAAAAACUAGAAAGACAACAUUUGUGAGGCGCAUUAAGGGAGAUAUUUGGUUAUUAGAGAAGGAAAUAAAGGAGUUUCUGGCUCCUCAGUUUUUUCAACCGAUUCGAUCUCAAGUAAAUGAGUUUACCGGUGUUAUAAGGAUUAAUGGUGAUUAUGUAAAUGCUAUUAAACACUUUUUGCAGGAAAAGGGGUAUUAAAUGUAUUGUUAGAAAAAGUAUAAUAAAGUUUUGGUUUCAUCAAAGUAACAAAA